Pseudo-nitzschia multistriata is the source of this 2299-nucleotide messenger RNA. The record is from the annotation of a GenBank genome assembly. NCBI's taxonomy places the organism in Eukaryota, Bacillariophyta, Bacillariophyceae, Bacillariales, Bacillariaceae.
CCUGGAAUUUGUUUUUUGCACAGUAAAUUUUCAACGUUACGUAACAACCUCMGCACCUCUGAAAUUCUCUCCCACGUCGGAAGGAAAUACUGAAGUGACUGAUUGAAGUUUCGAAACUGUGAUCGAAAAACCAUCGGUCACCCUUCAUGAUCCAUCUCAUUCAUCGUCACCAUUACUUUGCGCCCAAUGCAAAACAACUCGCACAACCAGCUACCCGAGAAUCACGAAAAGUUGUCGCGAAUCCUGGCACCAUGAUUCCUACGACAUCAACUUCUAUCGAUACCGCAACCCAGUGGGCCGCGAUCGAUCCGAAUCCAACGACAUCCAAAUUCACCCGUGAUCUSAUUGCCGAAGCCUUAUCUGGAAGAGAAGGUAGCGUCGAUGCUUUGGAGUCUCUAUUCCCCUCCAACGGUGAAAGAAUCGGAUUUGGUACCGCUGGUCUUCGCUCCGAAAUGAAGCCCGGCCCAUUAGGAAUGAACGAUCUGACUGUUUGCCAAACAGCUCAGGGACUAGCGAAGUAUUGCCUAAAAMAAGGCCAACGCCAAGGAACUACAGCAUCAAAGGAGAAAUCAUCUUCACGACUGUGUGCAGUUGUUGGUUACGACCACAGAAGCAAUCCUUCCAUGAAUAUUUCUUCCCUAUCGUUUGCAAUCCUGACGGCAAUUGUCUUCGCCGAAGCCGGAAUUGACUGCAUUUUGCUCGACGGUUUUGUAUUCACACCUCUGGUGCCCUUCGCACUCCAGCAAUUMGGUGCGAUUUGUGGAAUCAUGAUAACAGCUUCUCACAAUCCGAAAAAAGACAAUGGCUACAAAGUUUAUGCAAGCGACGGCUGUCAGAUCCGYUCCCCGAUGGACAAAGACAUCGCCGACGAGAUACUUGGCAAUUUGCAACCAUGGACAGAUUAUGGAACUAUUAUUCAACAAAGGCGGCAAAGUUAUCCCGAGGACCCCUGUUUGGGGCUUGGUCAUCCGCAGAGAACAAAAGAAUUGAUAGAUGAUUAUUUUAUUGGAUUGGCAAGCAGUGGACUCAAGACUGGACAAGGUAGCAUCAAACAUGAUGCUCGAUCGUUAGUUCGCUCACCUGAGUUUGCCUAUACGGCUAUGCAUGGCAUUGGGCACCCCUUUGCAAAAAGAGCAUUUGAAGUCUUUGAUCUURRGCCUUUCCACGCGGUUCCGGAGCAAAUGAAACCCGAUCCCUCCUUCCCAACAGGUGCGUUCAAUAUUAUUCGUGGCAAUUGUCUAUGAAUUGGCUUUCCGAGUUCUAUKAUUUCUUUUCACUAACGGAUGCUUCGUUGAUCACGAUCACAAUAGUUCCUUUUCCAAAUCCGGAGGUAAGACGAAAAUGAUCGAUACAAAUGAAUAAAGAGAAAAUAUUUUAAUCACUUGGUUCUCGAUCUCAACGAAAUUCCAAACACUUCAUGCAUUUUUAAUCAUUGAAGGAAAAAGGGGCUUUGGAUUUGGCCAAAAAUUAUGCUUCAGAAAACGGGUGCGACAUCGUCCUUGCAAAUGAUCCUGAUGCAGAUCGAUUAGCGGUAGCGGARAAAGAUCGAGCAACUGGUGAGUGGACAGUUUUCUCGGGUGAUCAGAUCGGAGCCAUGCUUGGUUUAUGGUUAUGGGAAACAAUAGGAAUGAAAUCAAACAAGGUAUGAAAAUUGCACAGAGAAUUUAAGGUUUGAUUUUCUCCCUGUCGAUGAAUCUAUGGACGCCUCAUAGUUUUUCCCGUUUACAGCCUGUUGCGAUGUGUGCGUCGACAGUUUCCUCAAAAAUKUUAGCUGAAAUYGGGAGACGAGAGGGAUUUCAUGUCGAAGAAACCCUAACCGGAUUCAAGUGGAUAGGGAGCCGAGCGGCUUCUCUACAAGCCGAGGGAUAUCGCAAUAUUUUUUGCUACGAAGAAGCAAUUGGAUUUGCAUGGUAAGGGUGCUGUGGYUUUGUUCUUUUUAAUCUUCAAUUCGACUUCCGAAAAUCAUGAUUAUCAUACGUAUCUUAUCUUAAUCCUUUUGUAACAAUAUUGGAAUGAUAAUAUUAGCGGAGACACCAAUUUUGACAAGGAUGGUAAGAUUCGUAAACUAGUGAAAUUCYUUAGCUUGGAAGAGAUCGAAAUGAAUUUGAGUCUGAUUUUUAAUUCACAACUUGUUUUCAAUGAAACUUGUUUCCUUUCUUUCACACGCGUCUAUGAUUUUCACAACAAAAAUGAAUUCAAUAUUAGGCGUCUCUGCAAUGGUGGUAAUGAGUGAGUUGGCCUUGUAUCUGUACCKCGAACAAGGAAUUAGUUUGAAAGACCACAUGUUAAAUUUGUACGA